Messenger RNA from Sugiyamaella lignohabitans, 1044 nucleotides. RefSeq names its product Tpc1p (gene TPC1). The coding region runs from base 1 to 1044 and encodes 347 amino acids. Gene Ontology annotation, molecular function: transmembrane transporter activity. The transcript has a single exon. NCBI's taxonomy places the organism in Eukaryota, Fungi, Ascomycota, Dipodascomycetes, Dipodascales, Trichomonascaceae. The record is from RefSeq and is a predicted model, not a curated record. Gene Ontology annotation, biological process: transmembrane transport.
AUGGCGACUGUACCACCCAUAGCUACAUCAUCAAGCUUGGGAGAAGAAGAGGCCAAAAGCAUACCACAUAGCUCAAGAAAACGCAAACAUGAAGACCAUUUGAAUAGCGCUGUCGAAAUAUCCCGAUUAGAGUCUAUCGUAUGUGGUGGAUCGGCUGGAUUAGUGUCUAGAUUUGUUAUAUCACCGUUAGAUGUUGUUAAGAUCAGGCUUCAGCUCCAGAUAAAAAGGUUACCACUGGGUCCUGCUGGUAUCACUGCAGUUCCAGGUGAAACUAUAUUUAAAACAGUGAAAGAUAUUUAUCAGAAGGAAGGCGUUAAGGUGUUUUGGAAAGGAAACGUACCAGCUGAAGUAAUGUACGUUCUGUACGGAGCAAUUCAGUUUACAACCUAUAAAUCCGUCAGCAAGUUCUUAAAUGACGAUGUCCACUGGCUCGGGGAAACACCGAAGCUGUUGAUUUCCGGAUCUCUUGCAGGCACUGCUGCCACUUGCUUAACGUACCCUUUAGAUCUGCUUAGAACCCGUUUUGCGGCCGAUUCUUCUAAGCAACGUUCAUCGAUUCUUGAAUCAGUAAGAAGUAUUGCUCGUAUCGAAGGUGCAAAAGGGUUUUAUAGAGGAUUAAGUCCUACGUUGCUUUCAUUGAUACCGAACAUGGGCAUUUUUUUCGUAACGUACGAAGAAACGCGACGAUUAAUGAAUGCCAGCAAUCUUGACUCCAUAUUACCAGCACCUGAAGCGACUGCUGGAUUUAUUGCAGGCGUUUUCAGUAAAGGAUGCGUUUUUCCACUAGAUGUAAUCAGAAAGCGACUACAAGUGCAAGGACCGUCUUAUGGCCGUCGUACCGAUAUCCCAAUAUACCCAGGAAAUCUGUUCAAGUGUGCAAAACAUAUUGUGAUCCAUGAAGGAGCUCGUGGACUCUAUAAAGGGUUCCUGAUCUCGUUACUAAAAAGUGGCCCUUCUAGUGCCGUGACCAUUUGGACGUUUGAGAAUUCGCUAAAAGUUAUGAGAUAUUUCUCAAAUAAUCAAACAGCUACUGAUUCUUUUUAA